Porites lobata is the source of this 19045-nucleotide messenger RNA. NCBI's taxonomy places the organism in Eukaryota, Metazoa, Cnidaria, Anthozoa, Scleractinia, Poritidae. The record is from the annotation of a GenBank genome assembly.
AUGACGAUCACAAGUGAAAGGUUCAGUGAUGAUCUCAGAAAUGAGAAUUCAAGUAGAUAUAAAAGCAUUCGCGAUAGCGUUAUUGGAGAGGUAAGUGUUACGUGAUUUCUUUUAUUUGUCGACUCCUUCUGUUCGGUCAAUUUGUUAUUCUUGUUUUUUUUAUUUGUGAUUUAAUUUAUACAUAUAUGUUUUAAUUGAAGUAGGAGGUUGUUUGCCUUUCUAAAUUUAUAACUUUCUUCUUUCGCAAAAUUUGUUAUUCUUGCUAUUUUUAUACAUACAUACAUGCAUACAUAUACAUGUACAUAACCUUUUUCUAAUAAAAGUGUGACAGAAUGAAUGCCUUGUACAACUUAAGCAUUGUAUCCUUAGGGAUAAUGUUGAGGAACCGUGACAUUACAUGAAAUUGAUUUAAUUAUUGAUUAUAAUUAUUUAUACAUUUUUGCCGGCAGAUUCUUAUAAACUUUUUUGUAGGAACUUCUUUGUCUUUUUCAAUUUAGAACUGUCUUGUUGUACUAAAUUUGAUGUUAGUGCUAUUAACUUUGCGAUUUUUUUGCGCAAUUCUGCCACAGUUUUUUUUAAACAUUUUAUAGCAGCUUCUUUAUUUUUAACUCUCUUUUUUUGCUAAAUUUGUUAUUCUUUUUUUUUUUUCGCGUUUUUCUAAAUACAUUUUUGCUAGCAGUUUCUUGUUAAUUUUUUUUUGCAAAAGCUACUACCGAGAUGUGCUGGCAAAUUUUUGGUACAGCUUGCAGCCCUGGACAUGUGUUUUAGUCGCACCAGGUUUGAUUAAGAAUCACUAAAAAGAUUGUUUCCUUUCAUUAACAGGUGUCUUCACUUUAUCAACCUUUUCCUUGGUUUAAAAGAGUUAUCUUACUUGGCCUCAGGUACACUAAUACACAAUAAUUCAGUCUUCUUUAAUUGGCUUUGUCACAAGGAUAUUGCUGUUUAAGAUCAAUCAGUUCUAUGCUGAAGUCAUUACAACAGCAGUGUUCGUAGUAAGCAGAGUUAUGAAGAAAUUACGAAAAACAAAUUUCAUCAAGGAGCACUAACCACAAACGUUUGAUUGAUUUUCACAGGCAUGGUAUUAAAGGAGCUGUGUCACGAAAUUCAGCCAAAUUAGGAAAUUACAAAAUGCCCGUUAAAUUAAGAGAAACAUAAAAAUAACCGCUUAAAACUUUAAAGGAAGGUUAAAAUAACAUAACAGAUACAACAGAUGUCACGGAUGGGCCAAACUGAAGAAGAUUGAAACGGACUGAAAUUAGGAUUUUUGAAGACUGUUCAGCCUAACAGUGUUUCAAAGUUGAUCCCUGCUGCUUGCAACUUCAAAAAUAAUGCUCAGGAGACAUAUUUGUUUGUCUCGGAUCUCUGAUCUUUUUUUUUGGCAAAAUUGAACAAAACGAACUGGACUGCCGUGACACAGCUGCUUUAAAAUGUGAAGAAGUUGGCAUACCUUGUUUUAAGUUUCAAUCCAUGUCCAUCCUUACCAUCUUUUGCGACAUACGACAAGAAACAGUUUCAAUACUUUAAUAUAGUUUUUAAUAACAAAACUAGACAAGUACUUUGGAAUUCAAUUGAUGCGAAAAAGGUUUAUCUUUUUGAAGACAUAUACCAAAUAGCGUAACAUAGCCUCUUUAAGAACUAGAACUUCGUACUACCGCACAGCAUUAACCACGGUGGAACUCUGCUAACACGACCACCAUAAAGGGGGUACUUUUUGUCAAGCAAUUCUCUCCUCAUUGGCCAAAUCUUAAUUCGUCCAGUCUGUCAAAUAGUUCCCGUGCACUGACUGACACCAGUCAAUGUAAAUAAAAAGGGAAAUGUGUUCACUAAAAUCUCUCCUCUCCUACUGUUGUAACGAACUUUCUUUACUGCGCAUAAAAACGUGCAGUCCCGAGCGGCACUCGGGAACGCCCCUCGUUGCCCGUGACUUGUUUGUAUUGUGGUAAUAUUCUGGGUAAGUGGAGACUGUUCACAAGCCCCUGUUUUCUCGUUACAUCGUCAGGAUCGAGUGCUUAUAGGUACGAGCGGCCAUCUUGGUUUUAUAUGUACUGUCCAAAGCCCCCUAAGUAGAUUUGAGACUCAUCCAAGAUGGCCGACAGUGACGCAAAGUCUUUGAUCUCGACCAUCAUACGGAAAAAUCGGGGACUGUGAACAGUUUAGGGGCAAGUGGAGUCGCCACAAAAAAAUUGCGUGAGAAAUUGCAAGAUAAAUUUUCCAGUGUAAAACACAUCGAACAAGAGCCACCCAGCACACAAAAGCCUCCAAAACGCGAGAAAAUCUGAGUAAAUAGGCCAUUUCAAAACAAGGCUAAGUGCGAGGCCAUUGAUACCAAAAUCUUCGCAACAAAUGUUUUGCACUUAGCCUUGUUUUGAAAGUGAGAGUUUUUAUAUCUAGGCCUAUUGUAUCCCCUUAUCGAACAAGCUUUUACUCAUCUUCAUAACUAAAGUUUUGCAUUUCUCAAAAUAUUGUUUUUGCUUCUCUUAGUCCUGGAAGUGUUCAAGCUGAAAUUCAGAUCGAAGUGGCUAAUCCCAAUGUAAGCAUCGUUCGUAACGUCGUGGAAGUGAUAGAUAAUCUGGGAAACUUUUCACUGAAUAGGAAUUUAACAAAAGUACGAAGUGAACCAGGUAAAAAAUUCAUUUUUUUUAAACAAUUUUGUAAUGCAAUUAUAAACCCCCGUUUUAUCUUGUUCUGUUGCCCAACCAGCUGUGCCGAACUGAACUUAUUCGCCACAUUACAGGGGCGGGUCCAGACCUUCAGAUAAUAGGGAGCUUAAGCAACAACGUUUUUGAGCGACGCACGUCAACCGGAAGUGGCCUUUUUUCAUUUUUUGACGGUGGUUUCGCGCAAAUUUUCAGUCAAAUCGCCUCUAUAACAGUAAAGAAGCUAAAUGAAUACAAAUUUUAUAUCAUCAAGGCAUGUUAAGAGGGAAAAUACCUCACUUCCGGUUGACGUGCGUCCCUCAAAAACGUCUUUGCUUAAGCUCCCUUAGCGGGGAGGGGGCAGUCAUCCAGACCCUCCUUGAGAUGAGGAGGGACCCGGUCUAAAAAAGAAAUUAGUUUAGUCUAAAAAUAGCCCACCCGGCCCCUCUCCUGGAUCUGCCAGUGCAUUAGAGACGAGAAGGAAGCGGUUCCGAGUUAACUUACACAAAGACUUCUAAGACUGUGACUUAGUACAGGUAAUAGCAUGAUUUGUAGUGAUAUUUGGCAUAAAUAACACGAGUGAUAUUUCGAAACUGUUAUGCGUAAUUUGAGACAAUUUUGAAAUAUCACGAGAGGUAUUUAUGCCAAAUAUCACGUACAAAUCAUGCUAUUAUUUGUUUAUACUUCUACCCGCAAUAGUUUUGUAAUUUUCACAUGUAGGUUUUUCAAAUUAAGCUUAAAUACCACUGCUCUAAGUCAAUCAAAUUGCAGAAAUUUCUCAUGUAGUAGUAUAAAGACAGUAAUAACGGUCGAAAGCUGACUAGCGCGUCUCCAGUAACGAUUCCAGAAAAAACAUUGCGGGACGCAUUUCAGCUCCAGUUGCCUUAUCUUUUCUUAGGUGGCCAAAUUUAUACUUGCCGUGGGUUCCAGUCUCGUUGUGAUUAGGCUGAUUUAGCAACAGAACGGGAAAGUCAUUUGGCGACGGGAGAGCGCGCGGAAAGGUCUAAACUCGACUUCCGGUGCCCAAUUUGCCACUCUGCCAUUGGUCAAGCCAGUUGUUUGAUUUGCGCGCGCAGUCGUACACUGACGUUCCCGUUUUGUUGCUUUAUUACAUCCACUUUGAAAUCACUGGCUAUCCAUGCGCUGAGUCUCAGCAGUGUGACGUUCCCAUUUUUUGCUCUAAAUCGCAUUUGUUGCGUAAAUCAUGUUCUAAAUCGCAUCAUUUUGUUUUAAAUCGCACCAUUUUUGUUCUAUAGCGCAUCCUUUCUGUUUCGAAUACAAAAAUUACGCGUAUGAUUUCAGACCAAAUUGCUCUCCACUUAGUUCAAUUACCAUUAUAAAUCAGCCUAUUAACUUGCUAGUAUUUUGCUUAAUAUCCUGCUAGUUGGGUUUGAUUGGUAUGUAUUAAUAAUAUUUGUUUUAAUUUUGGUGUUCUUAACAUAUAGAAAGCGAACGUUUUAGGGAUGACCCCUUUCUUCGGUUUAAAGUGUGACAAUGGGUAUGCUUAGCUUGUGCUAGUUAUGUUGCGUUUCAGCCGCUAGGACACUUCUGACAGUCGAACAUUUAAUAGGCUGAUUUAGCAACAGGACGGGAACGUCAGUUGACGAUGGGAAAGCGCGCGGAAAGGACUAAACACGACUUCCAGUGCCCAAUUUGCCGCUCUGCCAUUGGUCAAGCCAGUUGUUUGAUUUGCGCGCGCCGUUGUAAACUGACGUUCUCGUUCUGUUGCUAAAUCAGCCUAAUGGAGUCCAAGCGCGUCCGUGCAGAGCGCGUGCAUUAAUUAAAAAAAAAAAGGACGGUUGGUUGAAGUACACCUAUGACGUCCCAUUUGAUUAAAGUGGAACCCGUUCCUACUGUCACCGACAGUUUUCUUUCUUUACAGAAACCGAUUGAUAUGCGCAACGGGCACCUCUAUUUACCUCUAGUUAAACGCCUUCAAGCAGAAUUAACCUUACUAUACGGACACUGUUAUAAGCGCAAUAAAUAUCUUAUAGUUGAAUUUUAAUUGUAAUUAUAAUUCUAAAUUUAUUUGUUUUUAUACUUAAAGACCUCGCUUAAAGACGACUUGAGACAAAUCAUAUGAAUCGAUGACUUUAAAAAUACUUUAAGAAAUUUGAAUUUUCAUCAGAAUUACUUUUAUAAUUUUUUGCUAACUUUAAUAAUUUUCAGUAAGUUUUACUUUAAUUUUGCUCGGAAAUAUUAGCUCAAUAGAGCUACUCUGUAAAUUCGAGUUAAAAUAAAGUUUAUGUAUGUAUGUAUGUAUACUUACCAUGCGUUUCCAUACCUAAGCACAAUAGCAACAUAAAAUAAAUUUCAAGGAUGAAUAUGAAUGAACUGACUAUUUAACUGACUAAAUAGAAACCUGUCUCAAAUUGAAUUGAGCGAACUCAGCCACGUCUAAUCAGAGUUCCCGACCAAAAGAGACAACCAGAUAACACGGAGACUCUGGUAUGUCCCUGUGCCGUCCGCACUAGCAGGGUUUUACUGUAUUUGCUUGUGAUUACUUGAGCAGAGUAUAGUGUAAAAUAGCUGCUGCAGCUAAGCGCAUCUCAAAGCGCAUUUGUAUUUAAUAUUUCAGACCCAGGUGACUCGCAAAAACUUAUUAAACAUAAUAGAAAUAAAGGAGGAGCGGUUUUAUUAUUCACAAAAGUCAUCGAAAAAGAUUGCACAUUUCGCGAGGGCUGACUGUUUUAAAUCAGCAAGCCAUCUGCUCUAUAUAACACAGAGAUAUUCCUUCCAUUUUAGCGAUACAGAAUGUCCUGGUAAAUGCAUCGAGCCUAUUGGUGAACGUGAGUGACAGAAUUGUCGUUAACUGUACUGUGAUUGGCGGACCUCAAGGCCUCAAAGUCACGUGGUUCAAAGGAAACAAAUUGAUUGGAUUAACCCACCGCACUAAAGUUGAUACCGGUUUACGUUAUUCACUCUUGACUAUCAGGGAUGUUAUGGCGGAAGACGAGGGAAACUACAGUUGUCAAGCAAGGUAGUGUUCUGAAAAAAAAAACUUUGUGUAGGAGGGAAGGGAGGGAAUAAAUACCCAGUCUCCCCCCCCCCGCCUCCAUGCCUUCAACACGAGCGCCACAACAACGCAUGGUGCAAGUCAAUCGUUGCACGCCCCAAUGAUGCAGGAUACAUAGUACACUUUGUAAUAAUCCCAUUGGUUAGUUCAAUAUAAUUAUCCAAAAUUUUGAUCAAAAAAAUACAUAUACUUCAUAUACUUUGGUUAAUAAAUAUUCCACAGUGAAGUCUCUUCGUACUCUCACAAACUAAAUAGAUUUAAAAGUAGUUUUUAUUUUAUUUUAGCAAGGGAUUUCAGACAGGGAACGCUAGUGUCACAGUGAACGUUUUUCCUGUUCUUGAAAUCCAACCACGAGCCAUCAGCAAGCGUGUUGGUGAGUUUUUCCUUCGUUUAUGGCAGAAUUUAUUGUAAUACAUGGAGAAGGAUGCGAGUGUGUGCCAAGGCCAUGCGAUCCCGAUAGUUGAUGAUUGUAUCACGUAUCAUCAACUGUGAUUUUCUUUCGUCCUAGCUUGCUGUCAAACGGUCAAUGAUUGUGAGUGUUUACUCUUGAUAUUUGGAAGUGGAAAUGAAGCCAUUGCUCUCGCUGGAUUUAGAGCAAAAGUUUGAAAAAAAAAGGGCAAAUCGGUGUCAUUAUGAAUGCUUUGAGCUUAGAGACCGUCGACUUAGAACAGAAAUUGGCUGAAAAACUAUUAAUUACUGCUGACUAUCAACACGCAGCAAAAUGGGAAAAACUAUCCUUUACCGACUAUUUUAUGUAGCGAUUACCUCCUCUCUAUCCACUCCUUAUUUUUCGCUAGUACGCUGGCCAGAAGUAUAUUAACAGAAGCUUGGCUCUGUCUUUUUAGGUGAUCAAGUAACGUUUAAUUGUACGGUAGUCAGCGGCUUCAGGCAGGGAGCACACGUGAUUGUGGUAGAGGUGACAGACAGAUUUAAUGAAGUCCGUUACCAGGACUCGAGCUUUGCAGUGGUAAAUCUACAAAUUCCUGGAGGGAAAACAAGCCAUACCAGAAGUUUUAAGUGUGAAAUGUGGUUCCAGCAACAGUUAUUAUCAAGAAGUCAAAUGGCAGAAUUGGUCAUUAUACCAGUUGGUAAGCGGACUGUGUCGCAGACUUAACCCUUAAGCCCCAACAUCCACAAACAAAUUCUCCACACUGGUCUCUAUACAUUUCGAUAAAUGAUAAGUUGUGAGGACUUGACAAAAGAUCAAAUAUUUAUUCUUAGGUGAUUAUUUUGUUUAUUCUCACAACCUUUGCUCUUGAUUGUGUAUUGGUAUUGUUGGGAGAAAAUUGAUGUUGGUCACUGUUGGGACUUAUAAGGUUACAAAGCAAAACCAGAGUUUAAAUGUGCUACUUAAUUAAUAGACUUUGAGGAACCCUUGUAGUUGUGGCUUUUCUUCCUCAAGGAGUGGUUAUACUUAAUAUACAAAAGUUUCUGAAUGAUGGAAAAAAUAAAUGUUAUUUUCAUGUCUCGUAAGAAUGUGUUUCCGUUAUCGAUAAAAUGGAGCUUUGAACAAGCCCGAAGUGCCCACGACUACACCAUUACAGAAGCCCUGAUUGAAAAUUCUUACAGCUUGGUUACGCACUAUGAUAUUAAGAACUGAUGUUCUUCCUUUGCCUUCCAGAUGCACCAAAAUGUCCCGCGGAACCUCUGGAGGGAGUGUCGUGGGCGGCCACGGCAGCAGGGAGCAUCGAUAUACAACCCUGUCCACCAGGAGCCACCGGUAAGUGCAUAAAGCGCAUGCGCCUGAUCAGGCUCAUGCCGUCUAAGCCACUCUCUUUUAAGAGCUUUCCGCGACGCUGACCAAAAGGAUGGAAGCGUUGGGAAUGAGAAUACGUCUUAAGCCGUCUAAAGCUUUAAACCGCAAGCCUCCACUGAUUUUUAUCACUUUAAAUGAUAAAAUACGAAUGACGUACUCAUUAGUUGUGUUUUAAUUUGAUAGUGUUUUCUACAUGAAUUCACAAGUGACUGGAAGCUUACUCGCAAGCUAGUUGAACUUUUGAGUUUGUUUAAAAGCAAAGCAUCUAGGCAGCAUGAAGUAGAUUUCCUAAUAUAUAGGGUUUUGGAGAAAUGUCCAAAGGGGGUGGGGGAGGGGGUGGGGUUAAGAGGCCUCAUUGGAGAAGGUGCUAGCAAAGACUUAACCGAGUCUUUUAUUUAACAGGAUGUUUUGCACGUCUAAGACCACAAAUCAACUCUUUUAAUGUUCUCAAUGUUUAAAGAUUAAAAAGAACCAUCGUCGUGUCUAUUCGGAGAACUGCAGCUUUGUUUCAAAUUAUUACUUGUAUAAGUUUGGUCAAACAGCGGUGUUAAAAAACUUUCUGUAGCUGAGUAACAAGAACUUGUAUUUUUACAAUUUUUACAGGAACGGCAUCACGAAUUUGUUCUCAAUCGGCUGUUUGGGGGGAAGCGAAGUUUAUCCGAUGCACUUCUCCGGAAUUUCUCCGACUGUUAGAUGAGGUUAGCUACAAGAAAGACCAGGAAGUUGAUUUUUGUAUAUUUUUGUAACGGGGAUGCUUGGCGUCGGAAAACGAAAACUAAACCCCACUGGACAUUGCUCAGGGUUUCUUUUACCCGUAGAGGAGACCAUACUCAAGCAAAGAAUGAACGUGUUUGCCUUUUUGUUAAGAUACGUCUUUACGCAAAACCUUAGCAAGAAAGACUGAGUGAACUCUUGCCCUCUUGCCUUCAGCCAUACCUUAAUGGGCCAUCCGUCUUUAACACCCCCUUUACCUUUUUAUAGGUGGGUUUUUUUGCUUUUUGUUUUCGUAUCCCUCUCAGAGUUUUUCCAUGAGUGUGAUGCGUGGAAGAUAUCAAGAACUACGUUUGAUUUAAGGAAGACCCGAAACGCAAAACAUAGCCAUCAAGAAUUGAUUGUCGCCGAUCUACUAUUGCAAAUAUUUUUGACUCGCUACCCUCUCUUGUAUUUGACACCGGUAAUAAUAUCUUGGAAUAAAUUCAAUAACGCAUAUAUAUUUACUCGUUCCCUUUCAGACCGAGGCAAUAACUGAAGGGUUCGAGACGGACUUUACUGCAAAGCAAAUCCUUUCACAGUUAGCUAACGUUUCAGAACCGGUAUCGGACAAUUCUACAAGGCCGAACGAGAUCUACGGACGAGACCUUUCUAUAUCGGUGGAUAUACUAGCCAGACUGGCAGACUAUAAUAGCAACCAAGGCAAUGUAAGCUCCACUAAAGACGUCUAUAAUUAUGCACAAGUGGCUAGUAAUUUGCUGGACUUAACCAACAGCAAAACAUGGCAGAACCUCGAAAGAGUAAGUCAAUUUUUCUUUUUAUAAAGCUAGACCUUCCUCGAAAAAAAUUAUAGAGGCACACUGCUUCCUUAAGCUAAAGUCUGACAGGUCAUUUUAAAAUUUCAAUUAAUCUAUUUUUGUCUUUCAAGUUACCAUGUUACCGCCACUGAGCGUUUUCACUCACGUGGCCAGCAUCUAUGCUAAUUUAUUGGAACAAAAGAAAGCAUUUACAUGAGAAAAGAGUUCAACUCCCCGAUAAUUUUCUGGGUACACUAACAUGGCCGCCGUUUCAUUGUUUUGGAACACCAAUAUGGCCACCGUGACGUCACGUGAAAACGCUCUAUAGUAUAGCUCCAACAUCUGGUACAUAAAUCACACGCAUCUCACAAUCCCCUGAUUAGCUUACUGAAAACCUUUCUUCAGAGGUUGUUUCACUGUUAUUUUAACAAUGUGUAAUAGACAUAUCGACAAAGCAGCUAAAGGUUUGACAGCUUUGUGAGUCUUCAGCCCUUGGAUAUUGACUGUCAAAAGAGAAGCUACGGAUUCCCAUAUACUGAGUGUAUCCUGGGUAUGAAUAUCAAAUCUACUAAGGGGGCGGGGGACGGUUUGGGACUAGGCGAAGAGGAAAGGGACUGUGGCAACGUUAUUCAGCUUGUGUUCAGGGGGUGUGGCAUGAAUUUCAGGCCAUUAUUAUUAAAACAAAAGGAAAAAACGCUUUGAAAGGAAACAGAAAAGCAAGCAAAACAUGGCUGUUACAUCUGAUAAUCCUGCCCAACUUUUGCGUUUAGCCGGUUCACUGUGUCCAGUAGGGAAUCAAUUGUGCCAAUAGGUCCUGAUUUUCUCUCUUAAGACAGUCCAAAGAGUUAGUUAUGUUUAAAAGAUUAAUAGAAAGGACAUUAUUACAGAAAAGCUUACUAGUGAAAAAGCAAAAGUUUCGACGAGCUUAAAACUGAACCUCCCUCUUGGUCAAUCUAGCGCUGACCGUUGUGGGGUAAGCCUAAUGAGAAUUAUGGUCCCCGGGUAAUGGGUAAUAAAGGAUGGGUAUUUUUUCUUUUAUUCAGUGGAGAAUCUGUCCAUAUGAUCAAAUCAUAACCUAAUUAAUCCUGUUUAUAUUAUUAUAACUCAAAAAUUGAAAAGGUUUUCGCUCAGUUCUAACAGAUGAAAGGGAACUGAAUAUAAAGGAAGGGUCAGUGUUAUCAUCUCGUAAACUGACGUGUUCGCAUUGUUUUAUCCUCAGGCGGGUCAAGGCAGGGGCCGAACUCUGGUCAAAACACUCGAUAUUUAUGGACUUGGAGUCGCUGCAACUUUAAGUGGAUCCACAAAAUCCAAGACAGUUGAAACGAAGAACUUGGUAUUAAGGAUCGAUCGGGUUAAGCGGGGUAGUCCGGUAUGAGCAAGUUUAAUUAUCUACUUGAUAUGAUGUGAUAUGUAUGAUGGUGCUUGUAACCGUUAUAAAGGGGUUUACAUAUUUCAUAUCUAGUAAGCUGAAAAUUGUUGAUUUCAACCGUAAACUACCCCAAACUCGUUUGCAGCUCCUCACAAUGGUGAGAGUUAGAGUUCUUGUCAAGCCUAGAUUUGUUCAGCUUUUCUUGACAGCAGUCAUGAUUCCGUCGCUUUCUUUUGUUGUCAGAUAGAGCGAUUUUCGUACGACCUUGAAAUGAAAACGCGCGGAGAAAAUAGAAACGAGAAACGAACGGAAAUAGAGCGAUUUGAUUGGUUUAUUGAAAGGAUACAAACGUGCGUAGCUAUAACCACAUGUCUUAAGUGCCACCACUUAGACAUGUGGUACCAGUUAUCAAAGCACGCAAUGCAAAUGGUAUCACUUGCAACUCUGUCGUUUUCAGCCUAGCGUUGCUGGCCCUGGGAGCACGCGCACCUGGGAGUGUGCGUGUUCCCUUCUUGCGCUCUGUAAAAACUAGCCUAACCGGCGCCUGCCUCCCAGGCAAUUUUCAGUGUUUAACCAUACUGAGCAAACUGUAUUAUUUUUCUCCAUUUCCUUUAGUUGAAGAAAGAAGGUUUAAAUGUCUCGUACAGUCAAAGUUCCAUCUACCUACCUCGGCAAACUUUUGGUGCUCCAGACUCACGUGUCGUCAGUUUGGUUUAUCCAACUCUCUACGAUGUUUUACCGCUGGCCAAGAGUUCCAGGGAUGACAUGCCCCUCUAUCCUAAUACUACUGUUGUCUCUUCCACGGUGUUACCCAGGCCACCAGAUGUUUUAAACGAUCCGCCUGUUAAGAUCAUUCUUCAGAACAGAGGGGUAUUACAUUUUAUACCUGUCUUAGUUUUUGGUCGAUUAUUAACAUGCGUUAAUUCCACUCAGUCUUAAUCCUGAAAAUGCAAAUCCGAAUAGUCGUUAUUAGUGUGACCAUUAUGUUUUUUGUACUCUACGAUCUCUACAGGGCUAUCAUUAUUGUCUAUAGCCUCGACGCUGGGGUCAGAUCUGUUCGUCUGGAUCAAUUUGGACAGGCCCUAUAAUAGCUUGAAACAAUGUGCACUGGACGUCUCAAAGCAGCCGAUCCAUCCGCUGUUGUAAAUCAUUAACUUUUAAGAAUGCGAACGAUUCUAUUGUUUUUGGAAAAAUAUUUUUUUAAGGUAAAUCCACCCUCCUUUUUUCGUCUUUUAAAUUCACUGGCAAGCUUUUUAAGUGCCUUUGAAGUUUUACUUUUAACCCGGUAGCUAUUUCCAUGACUUACAUGCAGUUUACCCGUAACUGGUGAUAUUAGAUAAAGCUCUGGAUGCUAACUGAAUUAUUUUAGUUCCUAUAAAUUUUAAACAUACUUAUUUAGACAAUUUUUUCCCGGAAAUUUUUAAAGGAUAAUGCCCCAGCUGAUGCGACACCCAACGCAAGGUGCGUAUUUUGGCGGCCCGGAGAAGACCCAUUUUGGCAAACCAGUGGUUGCAGACUUGUCCCCAGUGAGUCCGAUAAUGUUUUGACAACAUGUGAAUGUGAUCACCUGACCAUCUUUGCAGCUCUUAUGGAUCCAUUCGACUCAUCUGUAAGUCGUAUAAACCUCACUACUGGUAGUGUUUUUUUUUCGUAUCUGAUUCGAUAAAAUGCCAUUUUAAAUAAUUAACCGAACGUCAGUCACUAAGUUGUAAAGACAUCAUAAUUUUCAUGUUACUUCAUAUGAUACAAAUUUUAACCUUUAUGUAUUCCUGUUUUCCUGUAAAAAGAGUUCAUGCACAAACAGCAAAGUUGGCUGCACACAUUUUAAACAGCCAGUUAAUUGAGGGGAGGAGUAAGACCUUCGCCAAACAUUAUUAUCAUAUUAUGUUCAGGCCCGAUUGAGAUGUGGGAGAAAACGUUCGAUCACGCUAAGGUUCAGUCAUGAGGAUUUAUUUAUUUUUUUUUCUGAUUGAUCGAAAGAUAUUACAAAACAUGACGGAAGCCAUAUUGAUGAUCAUGACAUAGAAGGAUGUGGAUAAGGCCGUCGCAAUUACUGUCAACGUUAAACAAAAACACUUAAUUAAAUCCCCAGAUUGGUGAAGCUGACAAGAAAGCGUUAGAAAUCAUCUCAAUAGUAGGAUGUACCAUCUCUCUUCUUGCUGUUCUCAUUACCAUUGCUGUUACAUUGUACUUCUGGCGAGUGGUGAAGAGUCCAAGGGCUAAAGUCCUGCUUAACGUGUGUGCUGCACUUGCUUUGUCCUGUAUAUUCGUUAUAGUUGAAGGAUCUGCGAGAGACAGUAAGGUAAGGUCCAUAUUCGUUCUCUGCUAAACUCUUUACGAAGGCCAGCCCUGCUUAGUGUUUAGUUCUCAAAUUGAUAAGAUUCAGUGGUUAGGUUGGUGUUUUUUAUAGAAGAGGAUCAGAUAAGAGAAGCUUAGCUAGUUUAGCUUUGCUUCUAUUUCUUGAAACUCAUUGUUAACCUGUUACUAUUUUCUAUCCAUCGUAAAUUAUCUUGAAGAAGCGAAAGAGUGAGUAAUCAUCGCGUGUCCCGCAGUUUAGCUGCAGUUAAGUGGCCCAAAGUCAUUUCAAGUUUAGAAACUAAACUAUGUCACACUGGUUUAUUCUUUAUUUCCCGAUGCAUAUUCCCUCAUUAAACUCAGAACUGCAACUCACUCUACUAUUUUAAAAAUUCCCUUUCCUCAACUGAAAAACACUUAUCAGGUUUGCUCUGGGCAUUUCGCUUACGGCAUACCUAUUCGUAAGGGGAACUAAGUUAUGGGAGAAAACCGCUUAGGAAGUCUACUUUUUAGGAAAAAAGUUUUAUGGCUCGCCGAUAAAGCCUUCCGAAUUAUUUUGCUUCAAAGAAAAUAAAUUUUGCUGCGUUUAGUAUUUUUUCUUAGCCGCAAAUGCGACAGCUAUACGCGUAUGAUGCAAAUGAAACCACCCAAAGAUUCCCGAAGAUUGUUUGAAGACGGGAUGAGCGCAGGACUCACAAACAUGGACACGGCUUGUGGAUUCUCUGUUCUGUAUCACGUGUUCGCUCGAAAACAAUGCAUUCUCUGUUUUGCAUUACGUCAUAAAAGUUACCUUACACUAACUUAUGUUACAUCGAUUCCGCGAGAUUCAUUCUGCCAUGGAACUUUCGCGCACGGCUUUAUUAGGCUGCAGCCUUGCAGCCAAGACACGAGGCUGCUCAUUGGUAAUUAGGCAAUUUCCAGUUUUUUAGUAGUCGUGCAAAACGGCGGAGAAAUGUACAAGAAAGUGUGUUCCACAUGCGAAGUUGUUGCUUUGCCUUCUAAACCUAUUGUUUCUUUGAUCGUAAAAGUCCCUAAUAACUCGCAGGUCCGAUACUACGGCAUUCGAAAUAGUUUCCUUUUUCUGGCGUAACGGGCUCUUUUCAGACGGACAAAAAGUGGGAAAACGAUAUGUUUUUUCUUUUAACCUGAGCCUGUGAGUUUUCCAAUGUAUUCGGUUUUGUGAUAAUCUUAAGGGAACUGUUCUUUUUUUUAUGCACGUGAAUAGGUUUUCCUGAGAUGACAAACGCAGACAAAAAAAGGUCGAUUGAACUGCAACUUCUUUGACAAGAAAGAGCAUAAUAUAAAUCUUUUAUUUUCUGUGGUCUUAUUUUCAGGCUGGUUGUACUGUGGUAGCAGUGUUUCUACAUUAUUUCUUACUAGCCUUAUUUUCCUGGAUGCUGUGUGAGGGUGUGUUACUCUACAUUUUACUCGUGAAAGUAUUUGGAGGUGGAGCUGAAGAAAAAGUCAAGUAUUUCUAUAUUUUUGGAUGGGGUAGGUAAAGUAAAUUCAGUUUCCAUCAGCAGUCCUUGUUUCCCAUCACAGAUCUAAGAACAUAACACAGCAAGCUAUUGGACUCGACUAUGUUAUUUAGCUGAAAUGAUUUUUUGAUAUUUUGGUGUCCUUAUCAAGAGACAUUUUUCCAGAAAAAAGUGGAUUAAACCGUUAAAUCGUUUACUUAACAUCUACUAGACAAUCAAGGGUGACCGCCUUUGCGCCACCACAAUGACCGCUGACCGACAAUAAGAGACGGCGUUCCUUACUGUUAACUCUGUUAAGUUUCAUUUAACACCUUUAUAUACAAAGUUCUUGUAAAUAAAGUUACAUCUUAGAGCUCUAAACCUGCCACUCCAUUUGCUUAAUUUGCAAACGCAGAUGUGCAUGAGCCAAUCCACUUUUUUACAGUCAAAACUUAGAUGCAAAAAAGAGUCAUGAUGUCACUCAUUCGUAAAGUCAAAUUCGUUUAGCCUGCAGGAAGCUCUUGAGUUGAAUUGUGCUCUUUUCAUUAUAACGGAGGACCAUACCUACCGACUACAACCUUGAGGUCUAGCUUUCGGUCUUUAUCUACAGAUGCCAUAUAACAAUGAAUGAAAGAAUGAAAGUUUGUACAUGAACUGUUGAAGGUUUUCAAAUCAUUGCAGAGCCUCUUGAGGUUACUUUUUCCUAACUGUAGCUAUAGCACAGUCGACUCUCUCUUAAUGAACACCUUUAUAAGACGCACACGUCUGUAAAAAGAACGCCUAGAGUUAGUCCCUGCCUUUCGUUACUCCCUUUAUUUCAUUUUCUAUUAGACGGACAUCUCUCUAAGACGGACACUUACUACCAGUCUCAAAAGUGUCGACGUAUUCUUUGACUAUUUUUUUCCAUCAUUCGCUCUGCCAAGUGGCCUUAAUUUAUGCUGAGUUUCCAAGUAAUAUUCCAUGCAGUUCACCUAAAAUGACCACGAUUAAUGUAACUGGGGAAAAUGGUCUUACUUUGUCUUAUUUUGAUUCUUAUACCUCUGUAGGUUUCCCAGCGCUUAUAGUGGUUAUUUCAUUGGCGGCUACUCAGGCUGACGGGUACGGAACCUCGGAAGCGUGUUGGCUUGAUGUCCCCAGUGGUCUGAUCUGGGCAUUUAUUGCUCCUGCAGUAAUAAUUAUUUUAGUAAGUUAAUUUUUAUUUUCAACAGAAGAUAGAUUCUAAACGAUAUAAUAACAACUGCAAAACAGCUGUUAUUAAUACAUGUACAUACACAACUUAGGCGAGGACCAAGCGUCGAACUAUACAUGAGAAGAGCCACUUGUAGCCUGCAAAUACAGCCAUCCCUCCGUGCUCCCUCCAGGAGCGAGGAGACUGGAGACGGCUGUAUAAAGUAGACGCUUUUAGUUAAAACUAAGCGUCGGACUAAGUUCAAAAGAAAAAAUAUGGUGCGGAACAAGCUAUAAUUGUUCCGUGGAACCCCACUUUGCGAAAACGCGUUUAAAACGGCAGUCUUAUGAUUUAUUGAUCUAAAGCUUUGCAUUUUAUAGUUUGAAAUAGACUGACAAGCUUGUCUAUCCACAGAUUAACAUCGUAGUGUUUGUUUUGGUGAUUCGACAAAUGAUGGGAACCCGACACGUGCAAAACAAGACGCAAGUCGAAAAAGUUAAAGCAGGGCUGAAGGCCACGGCGGUCAUCCUUCCCUUGCUUGGUAUCACUUGGUUAUUCGGACUUCUUACCUUUAGUUCAUCAACUGUCGCAUUCAAGUACAUGUUUGCCAUCUUCAAUUCACUUCAAGGAUUGAUGAUAUUUAUAUUUCAUUGUCUUCUUAACAAACAGGUAAGAAGACGUAAAGAUUUUUUAGAGUCCAUGAGCUGCAAUUUAAGUAUCGCUUAGGGAUAUUUCGGCCCACUUUAAAGUUUUGGUAAUUCGUAACGGGACACCAAAGGAAAAAAAUCCCUCGUCAUAAAUACAGCCCGAUUGCUUUCAUUUGGAUCUUUGCUACAGUGUAUUAGAUGUUUAUUGUGAUUUGAUUUUUACACCUCAGUGACUUAAAAUUAGGUAAUCGACAAAAAUUUUCCUUUCCAACCGGCUAGAAAUGACGUCAAAAACUCAUGUGCAACCACGAGACGCAGACUGGUGAUUUCAUUGGAAGUCUGCUCUCUUAUCGACCCGAGCUCUCGACUGAUCAACGCUUGAGAAAUCGCUCAGUUGUUGUAAAACAUUGUACAAAACCACCCCUGCAUGAUAGACUUCUUCAGGUAGUUCUUCACAGUAGUUUUGACGGCACUGUUUUGAUCGUUUGGGCACUCAAACCUUUGAUUCUUGGGAAUCUUUAAAAGCCACUAAUGCUGUAUUCCUCCCUCCUUUGCACGUUUUGGAUGGAAGCCGCCCAGUGCUAUUUUUUGGGUAAGACGAAUAACUGGGCCAUUACAAUUGUACAGAACAAGAGAAGAUGUAUUUUGUGCUUUUUUGUUUCACCAGAUAAAGGAUGCCAUAAAAAGAAUACGAGACAAAACGAGCUCUGGUGUCGUGUCAUCGACACCUAAAACCAAGCCUUCUCCCAUCUUGCCAUCGAAGCAAGUCAUUCAGCCUGGAAAAGGUGUUUUGUCGUCUGUUUGUGAUAUUGUAACCUAUUUUUCAUUCAUAAUAUUUUCCGUUUAUUAUUGGCUCAAAUCCACCGACUUAUUCUUCAAAACCAUAAGAUGAAUUCUUCUUUUUAGUUUUUCAAAUAAAUACUUAUUUUAUUAAAUGUAUUCAAGUACUUUGGGUGAAAAACUAAGUUUCCCUCCUUUAAUUUUGUUUCAGUACCAAAGAAGCGAUCAAACCGAGCUCAAAAUGAUUAUGAAAUGAUGGAGUCUCUUCCUCGUGACAGCGUUUCCGAGCUACCUUCCGGCUCAGUGGCAGAAAAAAACGUUAUAGUUAAUAUACCGAGCGAACAGCAACCUGAGGCCAAAACGCAUCUUAGAGACGCAACGAAAAAUCUGUAUGAUUUGCCGGAUAAGGGCGAAGAAAUCGUUCCAGUUAACAGCACAGAGGAGAAAAGCGCCCCGAGCGUCUUUAUACCACCAAACGAUGAGACAAUAUUACCCAGUAAUGAUGAACCUACUUCUCUAUCAGUCUCUGAGGAGAGUAGUGCCGACGGGAAAGACGUCCAUGAAUCCUUAAUGCGUAAAACAGAAGGCGCAAAUACGAAUGAGCAACCGCUUGAAAAUCAUGAAAAGAGGUUGUCAUUACAAGGAUAUGCAAAUGACAUUUUUGCCAAAACUCCUCCAAAAGCAGAGGAAAUUCUAGGGAGAGAAGAAGGUCGUUUAACUCCGAAAGAAAGCUUGUCUUCCUCAUCAUUAAAUACGGAGGAGGAAAAUGGAGAAUUGUCAGCGGAAGUAAAUUCAGGGAUUAGUCCUGUUGAAGUCAGUUGUAUUAUGGACGAAGGACCUCUAGAGGGAGCUCUACCCUCAACCUUCUCAGAAGAGACAACAUCACGGAUAGGUGCAAAGGUAAAGUACCACCAAUCUUGUCCUAGUCCUUAAAAUUCUGCUUAUGUUUUAGAAAUUAAAAUUGGCACAUAUCGUCAAGACUAGGAGGGCAUCCUAGCCGAGAAAGACAUCGUGCACAUUGCAAAAGAAAAGUCAUUGUAAUAAGUUAAAAGAGUUGUUCGCAAUGGCUCAGAAAAUGUCAUUUAGGCAACGGAAGCCCUACAGUCUGUCUUUGUAUUUGCAAUAAGGUUUAGUUAAGGAAUUUUAACUCGUAAAGACGGGAAUAACGUUCGUUAGAAGCUAUUAUACCAUCUAGGUAGAACAUUGAAAUAAUCGAUAAAAAAAAUAAAUGUCUUUGCACUAAAAAUGUACAUGGUUUCUGUUGCGACAGAGAGUAGAUCCAAGAGAGGUUAAAGAUGAGGUCAACAAUGACGAGGAUUUUGAGGUAAUAUAUCGAAAUAAGAAUUAAUUUAAACACUCUAUAUCCUUCUCUUGGGAAUUCAGUGACUUUUUUUUCAAGCUACCGCAAUACUGAACAUUCUGCACCCGUAAGAUAAAGGGUUUUCUAAGGGCUUGUUUACAUGAAGGUGGGGGACCCCGGGUAGCUGAGGUAACCUGCUUAGGUGGGGUAACCCGCCUGUCCAUAUAAUCUCUCAUUUUAAUUUGCUCAUGUUUACAUGAUAGGUGGGGUGACCCGCCUCAUGUUACCUCACCUAUCUGGGGUCCCCACCUCCAUGUAAACGGGCACUAAGAAACCUCGUUUACACCUACUUAUAACUAUCGGGAUUCACUUUUAAAUUUUAAUAAUUGAAACAACAUUUACAACGUGUCAAGUUCAAACGUGCGUGCAACGCCUAUAUCUUCUUACUUUGAGGUGAAAUUGCUACAUUCUUUGACAUCUUUUGAACUACAUAAUCAAUUUAUUUAUAUAUUUUCAUAUAAAUUUUCAGAUAAAAAUGAGAGAAAGGCGGAAGAAGGUAGAUGCGGUUACUAAAGCAGCUGAAGCAUUUACGUCAUCACAAAAAAAAGUCAAACCACCAAAAAGUGUAAGUAAACUGUUAGUUUUGUUGUCGCAGAAUUGAAUAAAACAUUUUACGAGAUUUCGGUAGCAAUGAGCUUCUGCAGCUACCUUUUUUUGGUGCGUUUUACACAGUUUGAUGUGUUUUACAAAGAGAGCUAGGGUAUAACUGCAUCAGAGUCCAACCUGAUUCAUUUUCUCUUUUGUCUGUUUCUUUAUCUAACUAUGUCGUCUCUGUUGGUUUUUAACUGACAGCCGACGUCAGGACAGCAUCGUUGGGAAAAAAUUCGUCAAAAGAUGUUCAGAAGAAGCUACAAGGUAGAACACCCCGGUGAUACAAGUGGCAAACCAUCCCAGAGCCAUAAUCCUGAUGAUGUCCCGGAUGUGGAAUUCGCUUGAAGUGAGCUUUAUCUUCAGAUAUCUUUAGUCCACUAAGCUUGUUUGAUGACGAAGGCUGAAAGGAAAAAGGGAGGGAAUCCUGGAACCUCUUUGUGUUGCCGUAUCUUCUGAUUCCUG